Pistacia vera is the source of this 2330-nucleotide messenger RNA. RefSeq names its product pullulanase 1, chloroplastic. The coding region runs from base 6 to 2330 and encodes 774 amino acids. The transcript has 22 exons. Gene Ontology annotation, molecular function: pullulanase activity. Gene Ontology annotation, biological process: carbohydrate metabolic process. The record is from RefSeq and is a predicted model, not a curated record. Lineage: Eukaryota; Viridiplantae; Streptophyta; Magnoliopsida; Sapindales; Anacardiaceae.
CUGAAAUGUCUCUGUUGCUAUCAUCAACAUCUCCUCUUCGUCUUUCAACUUCCAACGGUCAUCUCCAUCUCUCUCCUCCUCCAUCUGCCACGUGUCCUUCAUUCCCUAUACGACGCCGUUGCAACUCUCAGUCAACUCUUGCCAUCACCUUCCACAGCAGAAACGAAGCUCUUCGCUGUUGCUGCUCUUCCUCUUCCAUGCCGCUUGAAAUCUCCACGUCAUCUUCUCAGGAUAAUCAGAUGCAGGAUUGCUUGUUUUCCUCAAGAGCAUACUGGGUUAGUGAAACUAUAAUCGCCUGGAAUGUGGAUGGCCCAGAUGAGUACUGCUAUUUGUAUGCUAGUAAAUCAGCUACUUUAUCGGUUGCAUAUGAUGGGAUUAAAGGUGAGGAUGUUAGAAUUAAGCUUCAAGAGGACAGCGGUGGGCUUCCGGCAAAUGUGAUUGAAAAGUUUCCUAAUAUUCGAGACUAUAGAGCUUUUAAAGUGCCUCCUACUAUAGAUGCUAAAUCGCUCAUCAAGUGUCAGUUAGCAGUUACUACUUUCAGUUCUGAUGGGAAAUGUAGUGAUGCUACUGGUUUACAGUUACCUGGUAUCCUGGAUGACCUAUUCUCAUAUGAUGGUCCUCUUGGUGCUCUUUAUUCAGAAGAAACUGUCUCACUUUACCUUUGGGCACCUACAGCGCAAUUAGUACGUGCUUGCAUCUAUCGGGAUCCAUUAGAUGAAAAUACCCUAGAGAUUGUCCAGCUCAAGGAGAUUGAUGGCAUUUGGAGUAUUAAAGGACCAAAAAGCUGGGAAGGUUGUUAUUAUGUCUAUGAAGUAUCUGUCUUCCAUCCAAGCACAUUGCAUGUUGAAAAAUGCUAUGCAAACGAUCCAUAUGCUAGAGGGCUCUCAUCAGAUGGCAGACGAACAUUGUUGGUCAACCUUGAUUCUGAUUCUUUAAAACCGGAAGGAUGGGAUAAAUUAGCAAAUGAGAAACCUGAUAUAGCUUCUUUCUCUGACAUAAGUAUUUAUGAGUUGCAUGUACGAGACUUCAGUGUCAACGACCAUACUGUGCAACCUGACUUUCGUGGCGGUUAUUUAGCUUUUACUGCACAGGACUCAGCAGGUGUACUUCAUCUAAAGAAAUUAUCAAAUGCUGGUAUUACUCAUGUCCAUCUGCUUCCAACCUUCCAAUUCGCUGGCGUUGAUGACGAGAAAGAGAAAUGGAAGAAUGUGGAUACUGAGGUGCUGGAAAAGUUACCACCUGAUUCACCUGAGCAACAAUCACAAAUAACAGCCAUUCAAGAUGACGAUGCAUAUAACUGGGGGUACAAUCCUGUUCUCUGGGGGGUUCCUAAAGGAAGCUAUGCUAGUAACCCAAGAGGUUGUCGCCGUACAAUGGAGUUCAGAAAGAUGGUUCAGGCUCUUAACCAAAUUGGCCUUCGUGUUGUGUUGGAUGUUGUCUACAAUCAUUUACAUGGAAAUGGGCCUUUGGAUGAGAAUUCUGUCCUUGAUAAGAUUGUGCCAGGUUACUAUCUGAGAAGGAAUACUGAUGGUUUUAUCGAGAACAGUACAUGUGUAAACAACACUGCUAGCGAGCAUUAUAUGGUUGAGCGCUUGAUCCUUGAUGAUCUUUUGUCUUGGGCAGUUAAUUAUAAGGUUGAUGGGUUCCGAUUUGACCUUAUGGGUCAUAUAAUGAAAAGAACAAUGGUGAAAGCAAAAAAGGCACUUCAUAGCCUAACAAAAGAAAUGCAUGGAGUGGAUGGGUCAAGUAUCUAUAUAUAUGGUGAAGGAUGGGACUUUGGGGAAGUUGCAAAAAAUGGACGUGGCAUAAAUGCCUCUCAGUUCAACAUAUGUGGGACUGGAAUCGGGAGCUUUAAUGAUCGAAUUCGAGAUGCAAUGCUUGGUGGAUCUCCAUUUGGCCAUCCUCUUCAGCAGGGAUUCGUUACUGGUUUAUUGCUGCAGCCCAAUGGUCAUGACCAUGGCACAGUAGCAAAUCAAGAACAAAUGCUUGCUGCAGCGAAGGACCACAUCCAGGUUGGGUUGGCUGCAAACUUGAGGGAUUUUGUGCUAACUAAUUCUGAUGGGAAAGAGGUUAAAGGAUCUGAAAUUUUAACUUAUGGUGGAAUACCUGUUGCUUAUACAUUGUGCCCCACAGAGACAGUUAAUUAUGUUUCUGCACAUGACAAUGAAACCCUGUUUGACAUUGUGAGUCUUAAGGUAUUGAGUGAGAAGCAAAAACAAGGUACACUACAUUUGGACUUGGACAGCUUGUGGAUGCACGGAAAUUUCGUGCAAUCACGUUUCGUUUGUACCACGUGUCAAAACGCACAUGGGCUAGCUGUCGGCUGUUAA